AUGACAUCUCCAUCAUUCUCCCGACUCGUCCGCUUCCUAGCCAAAAAUGGCCGCACAUACUACGGCGAUGCCAUCCUACCCCAAGGAGUAUCAGAUAUCGCCAAAGCUACCCAAGCUAAAGUGAUUACGGGGGAAAUAUUCGGGAAGCAUGAGGUUACAGAUCAGAUACAAGAUAUUAGGCUACUACUUGCGCCGUUGGCAAUUGAAGAUGUGAAGACGGUGAGGUGCUUGGGUUUGAAUUAUGAGCAACAUGCUAAGGAGACCAACAUGCCAAUUCCGAAAUUUCCCAUUCUAUUUUACAAACCCACCACAUCCCUCUCCGGCCCCACCGACUCCAUCCCAAUCCACCCCAUGGCCCAAGAAGGCACCGGCCUCGACUACGAAUGUGAACUCGUCGCCAUAAUCGGCAAACCAUGUUUCGACGUCUCCGAAUCCAACGCCUUAGAUUAUAUACUCGGCUACACGGUCGGUAACGACGUCUCACAUCGAGAAUGGCAGAUUCAACGCGGAGGCGGGCAGUGGGCGCUCGGAAAGGGGUUUGAUGGAUGGGCUCCUUGGGGGCCCGGAAUCGUGUCGAGUCGGUUGAUUACCGAUCCGCAGAAUCUCGGGAUUUUUACGAAAGUUAAUGGGGUGAUGGUGCAGGAGAGUAGUACGAGGGAUAUGAUAUUUGGCGUGGCGAAAACGAUUGCGUUUUUGAGUCGGGGUACGACGCUGUUGCCGGGAGAUUUGAUUUUUACUGGAACUCCCCAAGGAGUAGGAAUGGGGCGAAAACCACAGGUAUGGUUGAAAGAUGGAGAUGUGGUGGAGGUAGGGUUAGAAGGGGUAGGGAGUUGUAUUAAUAAGGUUGAGUUUACGAGUACUCAAAUGAAGGAGAAAGCGAAGUUCACAGGCACAGGCACAGGCACAAAUGUUCAGAUGAAUGUGUGGGUACUCGAUAUUGAGGAAUGA
Sclerotinia borealis F-4128 is the source of this 948-nucleotide messenger RNA. NCBI's taxonomy places the organism in Eukaryota, Fungi, Ascomycota, Leotiomycetes, Helotiales, Sclerotiniaceae. The record is from the annotation of a GenBank genome assembly.